Molecule: messenger RNA, 1614 nt
Organism: Hansenula anomala
Lineage: Eukaryota; Fungi; Ascomycota; Saccharomycetes; Phaffomycetales; Wickerhamomycetaceae
Product: amino acid permease
Exons: 2
Coding region: 1-1614 (537 amino acids)
Biological process (GO): amino acid transmembrane transport
Cellular component (GO): membrane
Molecular function (GO): amino acid transmembrane transporter activity
Source: RefSeq, a predicted model, not a curated record
AUGAAAUCAGAAAACUAUCUAGAGAAAUCGAUUCCUUCAAAAGAAUCAACUCUAGAAAUACAAGAAAAACAUGGCCAUGUUAAAGAAACUCAAGUUAAAAGAGCCUUGAAACCUCGUCAUGUCUCAAUGAUUGCCCUUGGUGGUACCAUUGGUACUGGGUUAUUUGUCGGUAUUGGAACUCCACUAAGUUUAGCUGGUCCUGUUAAUGCCCUUAUUGCAUAUCUAUUCAUGGGUAGUAUUGUGUAUUUAGUUACUCAAUCCCUUGGUGAAAUGUGUACAUUCAUCCCAGUGACUUCUGCAUUCACAGUGUUCAAUGCAAGAUUCUUAUCUCCUGCUCUUGGUGUUGCUAAUGGUUAUAUGUAUUGGUUUAAUUGGGCUACAACUUUUGCUGUGGAGAUUUCUGUCGUGGGUCAAGUUAUUGAAUAUUGGACAGAUGCUGUACCAUUGGGUGCUUGGAUUGCAAUCUGUUGGUUUAUAAUGACCGUGGCAAAUUUCUUCCCUGUUAAAUUUUAUGGUGAAAUUGAAUUUUGGGUUUCAUUUGUUAAAGUUGUUGCCAUUGUUGGGUUUAUCUUGUAUUCAUUCAUAAUGGUUUGUGGUGCUGGUGAUCAAGGUCCUGUUGGGUUUAGAUAUUGGAGAAAUCCAGGUCCUUGGGGUCCAGGUCAUUUAGUUGAAAGUGUUCCAACUGGUCGUUUCCUUGGUUGGGUUUCUUCAUUGAUUAAUGCUGCUUUCACUUAUCAAGGUACUGAAUUAGUGGCAAUCUCAGCUGGAGAAUCUAAAAACCCAAGAAAAACAGUCCCAAGAGCUAUUAAUAAAGUUUUCUUUAGAAUUUUGUUCUUUUACAUCUUGUCUUUAUUCUUUGUUGGUUUAUUAGUUCCAUUCAAUGAACCACGUUUAAAUUCAACUAAAGCUGUUAUUUCAUCAUCUCCAUUCAUCAUUGCCAUUGAAAACUCUGGUACUCCAAUCCUAAAUCAUAUUUUCAAUGCAGUCAUUGUGAUCACUGUUAUGUCUGCUGCCAAUUCAAAUGUUUAUGUUGGGUCCCGUAUCUUGUAUGGGUUGGGUAUUUCAGGAAAUGCUCCAAAACAAUUCACUUAUGUUACAAAGCAAGGUGUCCCAUAUUUAGGUGUCAUUUGUACUUCAUUGAUGGGGUUCUUAGCAUUCAUGGUUUUAUCAGAUAGUGCAGCUGUUGGGUUCAAUUGGUUGGUUAACAUCACCACCGUUGCAGGUUUGUUUGCUUGGUUAUUCAUCUCUAUCUGUCAUAUUAGAUUUAUGCAAUGUUUGAAAAGCCGUGGUAUUUCUCGUGAUGAAUUACCUUUCAAAGCCCAUUUCAUGCCUUGGGGUGCUUAUUAUGCUGCGUUCUUUGUCUUUAUCAUCAUUUUCAUCCAAGGUUAUGCUGCAUUCUUUAGCUUUACCGCUACUAAAUUCUUUACCGCCUAUGUUUCAGUUAUAAUUAUGGCUGUCUUGUGGAUUGGUUGUCAAAUCUUUUAUAGAGGUCCUUUAUUUCUAAGUCUUGAUGAUAUUGAUAUCGAUACUGACAGAAGAGAAAUCGAUGCUAUUGUUUGGGAAGAUGAUGCUCCAAAAAACAUUUGGGAGAAAUUUUGGGCUGCUGUUGCAUAA